This is a messenger RNA of Catharus ustulatus (Swainson's thrush), 2022 nucleotides long. RefSeq names its product fucosyltransferase 7 (gene FUT7). The record is from RefSeq and is a predicted model, not a curated record. Lineage: Eukaryota; Metazoa; Chordata; Aves; Passeriformes; Turdidae. The coding region runs from base 86 to 1129 and encodes 347 amino acids. Gene Ontology annotation, molecular function: alpha-(1->3)-fucosyltransferase activity. Gene Ontology annotation, cellular component: membrane. The transcript has 2 exons.
GACACAUCUGGCACCUUGCAUACCUCCAUACCUCCACCACAGUGUCAGCUCUGUCACCCGAUAAAGUGACAGCCAACCCAACAACAUGCCCUGGGCAUUGCCGCUGCGAUGGUCACCAUGGGGCCAGCCCGGCAUGAAGGCCUUGGUCAUUGCCAGCGUGUUUGUAACCACCCUCUGGAACCUGAGGUUCUUCCUCAACCUCUCCAAGGGCUCUGGAGAAGGCUCUAAACCCAGGGAGCCAUUGGUAAUCCUGGUGUGGGAAUGGCCCUCCAAGCAGGUCCCCAGCAUCAGCAGAGAUGUGUGCCAAGAGCUGUACAGCAUCACAGGCUGCCAGCUCACCACAGAGAAGCAGCUCCUGCACCAGGCCAAUGUGGUGGUGUUCCCCCACUCCAGGCUCCAGCCUGGCCGGGACAAACUGCCCAAGGAGAAGCUGCCAGGGCAGAACUGGGUGUGGGUCUCCCUGGAGUCCCCCUCCAACACUAGAGCUCUAGCAGAAUGGAACCAGACCUUCAACUGGGUGAUGACCUACAGACAGGAUUCGGACAUCUUCAUCCCCUAUGGCAAGCUUGUGCCCAACCGGUCAGCCACUGUGAACAUCCCUGCAAAGACCAACUUGGUGUCCUGGGUAAUCAGCAACUACCACAGGACUCAGAAAAGAGCUGAAGUCUACAAAAACCUGUCCAGGUACCUCCAUGUGAAUGUAUAUGGGAAAGCAAAUAACAAGCCCCUCUGCAAGGAGUGCCUCUUGCCAACAGUAUCCAAGUCCAAGUUCUACCUGGCCUUUGAGAACUCCAUCCACAGGGACUACAUCACAGAGAAACUCUGGAGGAAUUCACUGCUGGCUGGCACGGUGCCUGUGGUGCUGGGGCCACCCAGGGCCAACUAUGAGCAGUUUGUUCCUGCAGACUCCUUCAUCCACGUCAACGACUUUGACUCCCUGGAGGAGCUAGCCACCUUCCUGAAGACCAUGAACUCCAGCCGCUACCAGCAGUUCUUUGCCUGGCAGAAGAGGUUCAGUGUGAAGCUCUACACUGACUGGAGGGAGCGGAUCUGUUCCAUCUGCGCAGCCUACCCCCUCCUGCCCCAUGGCCAUCUCUAUCCUGACCUGCAGAGCUGGUUCAACUCCUAGUGUGUGCCGGGACCCUUGGGAUGAAUGCAGUCAGGGGUGGGAGGUGCAUGAGGCACCCACCUGCACACAGGAUGCGGAGCAAGUACAGGAGUCCCCACUCUCCUCCCAAACCAGCUGUUGCCACAUUGCAACUUUAAGCAACACCCCAUUACUUCAUUUCUUGUGAAACAGGACUUACCACCCCGACCACACUGAACACCUUGCCAGGGUGCUGGCAGGACUAGGGGGUAUUUUGGAAAUAAGUGCCACAGUGCUGCUGAGACUGUACAUGUGGUGUGGGCAGGGCAGGGGUGUCAUGGGUGACUGAGGGCUCCCUAGCCUUCCCUUGUGACCCUCAAUGUCCCCCCCACACCUUCUGCUGAGUGUCAGUCCUGGCAGCAGAGGCUCUGUCGUGACAUUUGUGGCUGGGCUGCAGGAGUGGGGGUCAGCCUGGGGGGGUCCAUUACCCCAUGGUCAGGAAGGAAGGACAGAAUCUGCUCCCCCUCUUCCUGGCAGCAGCCAUAUCCUGUCCCCCACCCCUGAGCCAUGGGUAUCACUACCAGUGAGGAGCCGCAGGACAGCAGAUACUCUCAGAGCAAUCUCGGUGCUGCCAGGCAGGCGAAGGGACAGUGUAGUUUCUCACUCUGUCCCUGCUGUGACAGGAAGCCUACACAGUGAGCUUACACAGUGAGCUUACACAGUGAGCUCUGGAGGCUUGCACAACCCUGAAGCAAAACCAGUCCCUGUGUGCAACUUGCACGUGCAUAACAUUGCACUGGGGAAAACCCUGCACCAUGGGCACCCUGCACCACGGGCAUUCCAAGAGGAAGUAUGCAUCUGGGAUCAGUUGUGAUACUGGGGUUGAGUGACAGGACCGGGAGUAAGACAUGACUGCUCCAUCUGCACUGUUCUCC